Molecule: messenger RNA, 960 nt
Organism: Dioszegia hungarica
Lineage: Eukaryota; Fungi; Basidiomycota; Tremellomycetes; Tremellales; Bulleribasidiaceae
Exons: 6
Coding region: 1-960 (319 amino acids)
Molecular function (GO): arylformamidase activity
Source: RefSeq, a predicted model, not a curated record
AUGCCCAUACCCCCGCUACCGCCGUUCUCAGCUCUGCCCCUCAAGAAGGACGGGCCCCCGUACAAUGCCUGGGGCCUAUACGGUGAGGACGAUGAGCUUGGCCGGCUCAACUUGAUCACGCCCGAGGUGGUCCAAAAAGGUAUCGACUCGGUGAAGCACGGCGUAGUAGUCAACCUCAAUCUGCCGCUAAUCAACGAAUUGGGCUUACCUGGCCGAGGCGCGACUCACGAGAUUAAAGUUGGUCCCCGGUCACUGGAUGAUAUCCUCCACUUCAAUACCCAGGCUUCGAGCCAGUGGGAUGGGCUUCGACACUUUCCGUACCAGAACUGGCCAGAACAAGGGGACAAGCGGUACUACGGCGGAAUGACAUUCGAUGAAGCGCAAGAUGACUCGCACAACAAGCUCGGAACGCAAAACUAUGUCCGCCGACCCAUAACCUCCCGCGCCCACCUCCUCGAUAUCCCCCUCUAUCUCUCCCGCUCCUCUCUCCCUCCUCUUUCAUACACCGAGAACCCCACGCCCGUCACUUUGUCGAUGCUGAAAGGCUGCGUCGAGCUCCAGGGAAACAAGAUCGAGCCAGGAGACGUCCUGAUGAUCCGAACGGGGUGGACCGAGGUCUUUGAAGCGCUGAGCACGGAGGAGAAGGCUAAGUGGAAGCCUGAGCCCGAUGUGGGUGUGGAGCGCGGAGAAGAGAUGUUGAGGUGGCACUGGGAAUUGGGAGUUGCGGCUGUGGCGGGCGACGUACGGGCAUACGAGCAAUACCCCUGGCCCAAGACCGAGCUCGCCAACCACGAAGUCUUCCUCUCUGGCUGGGGCAUGCCCAUUGGCGAGCUAUUCGACUUCCGCGAGCUCAGCAAGAAGUGCCAUGAGCUCGAGCAGUGGACAUUCUUGGUCACGAGUAUGGUUCUGAACGUGCACGCGGGGAUAGCGAGUCCGCCGAAUGCCCAGGCGAUCUUGUAA